AUUUUUAAAUGUGACGUUCCUGAUCUUUAGCCCCAGAGUUCGUAACUUGCGGCGUCUUUCGGUUUUAGUUCGACUCGUCGUGUCACUAGUAUCAUCUGCAGUUCAGCUUGCCGAUCGAGGACCAGGCAAUAUCAUCAAUUUCAUUUCCUUUUUAAAAGUUAAAUAAAACAACAGACUAAACAUGUGUGACGAAGAAGUUGCCGCACUCGUAGUUGACAAUGGCUCCGGUAUGUGCAAAGCCGGAUUCGCCGGCGAUGAUGCGCCCCGUGCUGUCUUCCCCUCGAUCGUGGGAAGGCCACGUCAUCAGGGUGUCAUGGUUGGAAUGGGACAGAAGGACUCGUACGUCGGUGAUGAGGCCCAAUCGAAGAGAGGAAUUCUCACUUUGAAAUAUCCAAUUGAACACGGAAUUGUCACCAAUUGGGAUGAUAUGGAGAAAAUCUGGCAUCACACCUUCUACAAUGAACUUCGAGUUGCACCCGAGGAACAUCCAGUUCUCCUCACUGAGGCUCCCCUAAAUCCCAAAGCUAAUCGUGAAAAAAUGACUCAAAUUAUGUUUGAGACCUUCAACACACCCGCCAUGUACGUCGCCAUUCAGGCCGUACUUUCACUCUACGCUUCCGGUCGUACCACCGGUAUUGUCCUCGACUCUGGCGAUGGUGUCUCCCACACCGUACCAAUCUACGAGGGAUACGCUCUUCCUCACGCUAUCCUCCGUCUUGACUUGGCUGGUCGUGACCUCACCGACUACCUCAUGAAAAUCCUCACCGAAAGAGGAUAUUCAUUCACAACCACCGCUGAACGUGAAAUUGUCCGUGACAUCAAAGAAAAACUCUGCUAUGUCGCUCUUGACUUCGAACAGGAAAUGGCCACCGCCGCAUCGUCCUCCAGUCUUGAGAAGAGCUACGAACUUCCCGACGGUCAAGUCAUCACCAUCGGCAACGAACGAUUCCGAUGCCCCGAGGCUCUCUUCCAACCAUCCUUCUUGGGUAUGGAAGCUUGUGGAAUCCACGAAACCACAUACAAUUCAAUCAUGAAGUGCGACGUUGAUAUUCGUAAAGACUUGUACGCCAACACUGUUCUCUCCGGUGGUACCACAAUGUAUCCAGGAAUUGCCGACAGAAUGCAGAAGGAAAUCACUGCCUUGGCACCAUCCACAAUGAAAAUUAAGAUUAUCGCACCACCCGAAAGGAAAUACUCCGUCUGGAUCGGAGGAUCAAUUCUUGCUUCUCUCUCGACAUUCCAACAGAUGUGGAUCUCCAAACAAGAAUACGACGAGUCAGGACCAUCAAUUGUCCACAGGAAGUGCUUCUAAGCGUCUAGUCGCUAAUUUUUGUCGAUUUCUCACAUUUUCGACUCUUGAGAUUAUAAUAAUCAAUGUUUGCGCGAUAUAGAAAUUAAAGAAAAUAAUGACGAUGAUACUGUUUAAAUCGAUAGAGAAAUGAUGCUCAUUAAAAAUAAGAGUAGAAGUAUUAAAAUUAUUAAUUAAAAAUUCCACUUUCUACGUACAUUUUCUUUUUUUGCAUAAAAGUGUAAUUUUAUGACAUUUCUAAAAGAAAAAAAAGACAGAGAGAGAGGGAGAGUAGAGAGAGAGAGAGAAAAAUACACUUUUGUGCAAAAGAAUUAUUUUUUUUUUAUAAAAAACAAACUCAAAAUUUUCGAUAAGCAUCAUUUUCAUAUCGUUUUAUAUGUCUAUUUCCUGACAUUGAUUAUUAUAAUCUAAAAACUCAUUUCAUGUCAUUAAUUACUGUAUCUAAAGCUUGUCGAAGAAAUACAAUAAUUAUUCUAAGGAUUAGUUUUAUAAUUUUAAUUCAAUAAAAUUGUUUUCAACGAAAAAAAAAA
Messenger RNA from Leptopilina heterotoma, 1839 nucleotides. RefSeq names its product actin-5C (gene Arp1). Bases 182 to 1312 code for a protein of 376 amino acids. Lineage: Eukaryota; Metazoa; Arthropoda; Insecta; Hymenoptera; Figitidae. Gene Ontology annotation, biological process: mitotic cytokinesis. The transcript is spliced from 3 exons. The record is from RefSeq and is a predicted model, not a curated record.